Molecule: messenger RNA, 12211 nt
Organism: Homo sapiens (human)
Lineage: Eukaryota; Metazoa; Chordata; Mammalia; Primates; Hominidae
Gene: DOCK10
Product: dedicator of cytokinesis 10
Exons: 51
Coding region: 60-5801 (1913 amino acids)
Biological process (GO): marginal zone B cell differentiation; B cell homeostasis; dendritic spine morphogenesis
Cellular component (GO): postsynapse; cytoplasm; nucleus
Molecular function (GO): small GTPase binding; guanyl-nucleotide exchange factor activity
Source: RefSeq, a predicted model, not a curated record
ACUGUUUUGCAAACAUAGCAUCAACAUAGAAGUUAUUUUGUAGGCUCCAGGAUGCAGCGAUGGGCUGCACUGCCAGCAUUGUUCUGCUUCAAGCUUUUCGUUCUGUGGUCCAGAGGAGCUGUCCACACAUUUGUAGACGACGCCAAGAGGAACCAUCCCACGAAAUUUUGCCUCUGGAAAGUGACGAUGAAAUGAAUAGACCCAGAACCCUCAUCAUAAUGCAAGAAAAGCCUAGGCUUCUCGAGCCUUUGGAUUAUGAGACUGUCAUUGAAGAACUUGAAAAGACCUACCGGAAUGAUCCUCUUCAAGAUCUCUUGUUCUUCCCCAGUGAUGACUUUUCAGCAGCCACAGUUUCCUGGGAUAUCCGCACGUUGUACUCAACAGUACCUGAAGAUGCAGAGCACAAGGCAGAAAAUUUACUGGUUAAGGAGGCUUGUAAAUUUUAUAGUUCCCAGUGGCAUGUGGUAAACUACAAAUAUGAACAAUAUUCUGGAGACAUUCGACAGCUACCCCGAGCAGAAUACAAACCAGAGAAGCUUCCUUCACAUUCCUUUGAGAUUGACCAUGAAGAUGCUGAUAAGGAUGAAGAUACCACUUCCCACUCGUCUUCCAAGGGGGGUGGAGGAGCGGGAGGAACUGGUGUUUUCAAGUCCGGCUGGCUCUACAAGGGGAAUUUUAACAGCACCGUGAACAACACCGUUACUGUUCGGUCAUUCAAAAAGCGCUACUUCCAGCUGACUCAGUUACCAGAUAACUCCUACAUUAUGAACUUUUACAAAGAUGAGAAAAUAUCCAAAGAACCCAAAGGAUGCAUCUUUUUGGAUUCCUGUACAGGAGUGGUGCAGAAUAACAGACUAAGAAAAUAUGCCUUUGAAUUGAAAAUGAAUGAUCUGACCUAUUUUGUGCUGGCAGCUGAAACAGAGUCAGAUAUGGAUGAAUGGAUCCACACCCUCAACCGCAUUCUGCAAAUCAGUCCUGAGGGGCCCCUCCAAGGGAGGAGGAGCACAGAGCUCACUGAUCUGGGUCUGGAUUCGCUGGAUAAUUCUGUAACUUGUGAAUGCACGCCAGAGGAAACAGAUUCUUCAGAGAACAACCUACACGCAGACUUUGCAAAGUACCUCACAGAAACAGAAGAUACUGUAAAAACAACUCGAAACAUGGAGAGGCUAAAUCUGUUCUCUCUAGAUCCAGACAUAGAUACCUUGAAACUUCAAAAAAAAGAUCUCUUGGAACCUGAGUCUGUGAUCAAACCAUUUGAAGAAAAAGCUGCCAAGAGAAUCAUGAUCAUCUGUAAAGCCCUCAACUCAAAUCUUCAGGGAUGUGUUACGGAGAAUGAAAAUGAUCCGAUAACGAAUAUUGAGCCUUUUUUUGUGAGUGUGGCACUUUAUGACCUCAGAGACAGCAGGAAGAUUUCUGCUGAUUUUCAUGUGGAUCUAAACCAUGCUGCUGUCAGACAGAUGCUCUUGGGGGCUUCUGUGGCUUUGGAAAAUGGCAACAUCGACACCAUCACUCCAAGACAAUCAGAAGAACCUCACAUCAAGGGACUUCCAGAGGAAUGGCUAAAAUUUCCAAAGCAGGCUGUAUUUUCUGUAAGCAAUCCACAUUCUGAAAUUGUUUUGGUGGCCAAAAUCGAAAAAGUCUUGAUGGGAAACAUUGCAAGUGGUGCCGAACCUUAUAUUAAGAACCCAGACUCCAACAAGUAUGCACAAAAGAUACUAAAAUCCAACAGACAAUUCUGCAGCAAAUUGGGAAAAUACCGUAUGCCUUUUGCUUGGGCAGUAAGAUCAGUAUUUAAGGACAACCAGGGAAAUGUGGACAGAGACUCAAGAUUUUCACCAUUGUUUAGACAAGAAAGUAGCAAGAUUUCAACUGAGGACCUAGUUAAACUAGUAUCAGAUUAUAGAAGGGCCGACAGAAUAAGCAAAAUGCAGACCAUUCCUGGAAGCCUGGAUAUUGCUGUUGACAACGUUCCCUUGGAGCAUCCAAAUUGUGUAACAUCGUCCUUUAUCCCUGUCAAGCCUUUCAACAUGAUGGCUCAAACAGAACCCACAGUGGAGGUGGAAGAAUUUGUUUACGAUUCAACAAAGUAUUGUCGGCCUUACAGAGUAUAUAAAAAUCAAAUUUAUAUUUACCCCAAACACCUCAAGUAUGAUAGCCAGAAAUGCUUCAACAAGGCACGGAAUAUAACUGUGUGCAUUGAAUUCAAAAAUUCAGAUGAAGAAAGUGCCAAGCCCCUGAAGUGUAUUUAUGGAAAACCUGGAGGGCCCCUCUUCACCUCAGCCGCCUACACAGCAGUUCUGCACCACUCUCAGAAUCCGGAUUUCUCAGAUGAGGUGAAAAUUGAGCUACCAACACAACUCCAUGAGAAACACCAUAUUUUGUUUUCUUUUUAUCACGUCACCUGUGACAUCAAUGCAAAAGCUAAUGCCAAAAAGAAGGAGGCUCUGGAAACGUCAGUUGGAUAUGCUUGGCUUCCUCUGAUGAAACACGAUCAGAUAGCUUCUCAAGAGUACAACAUCCCAAUAGCAACAAGUCUGCCUCCUAAUUAUUUAAGCUUUCAAGAUUCUGCAAGUGGAAAGCAUGGUGGGAGUGACAUUAAAUGGGUUGAUGGUGGCAAACCACUUUUCAAAGUGUCGACAUUUGUUGUAUCAACAGUAAAUACUCAGGAUCCACAUGUGAAUGCAUUUUUCCAAGAGUGCCAAAAAAGAGAGAAAGAUAUGUCUCAGUCACCUACCUCAAAUUUCAUCCGCUCUUGUAAGAACUUAUUGAAUGUGGAAAAGAUUCAUGCAAUCAUGAGUUUUCUGCCUAUAAUUUUGAAUCAGCUCUUCAAAGUUCUGGUACAGAAUGAGGAAGAUGAAAUAACUACAACUGUCACCAGGGUUCUGACCGACAUUGUGGCCAAGUGCCAUGAGGAGCAGCUGGAUCAUUCUGUCCAGUCAUAUAUUAAGUUCGUGUUCAAGACCAGGGCAUGCAAGGAGAGGACUGUACAUGAGGAACUGGCUAAAAAUGUGACUGGUCUUUUGAAAUCAAAUGACUCAACAACAGUAAAGCAUGUCCUAAAGCAUUCCUGGUUCUUCUUUGCAAUUAUCCUAAAAUCGAUGGCACAGCACUUGAUUGACACAAAUAAAAUCCAGCUUCCCCGGCCUCAGAGAUUUCCUGAAUCUUACCAAAAUGAAUUGGACAAUCUUGUCAUGGUCCUAUCCGACCAUGUGAUUUGGAAAUACAAGGAUGCACUUGAAGAAACAAGAAGGGCAAACCACAGCGUUGCCAGAUUUCUCAAGCGCUGCUUUACAUUUAUGGACCGAGGGUAUGUGUUUAAGAUGGUCAACAAUUACAUCAGCAUGUUCUCCUCCGGUGACCUUAAGACCUUGUGCCAGUAUAAAUUUGAUUUUCUUCAAGAAGUAUGUCAACAUGAACACUUUAUCCCUUUGUGUCUGCCCAUAAGAUCAGCAAACAUUCCAGAUCCUUUGACACCUUCAGAAUCGACUCAAGAGUUACAUGCAUCAGAUAUGCCUGAAUAUUCAGUCACAAAUGAAUUUUGUCGCAAACACUUCUUAAUCGGAAUUCUGCUCCGAGAAGUUGGCUUUGCCCUGCAGGAAGACCAAGAUGUCAGACACUUAGCUUUAGCUGUCCUAAAAAAUCUAAUGGCUAAGCAUUCAUUUGAUGAUCGAUACAGAGAGCCAAGAAAGCAGGCCCAGAUAGCAAGUUUAUACAUGCCCCUGUACGGCAUGCUCCUGGACAAUAUGCCAAGGAUUUAUCUGAAGGACCUGUAUCCUUUUACUGUCAAUACAUCUAAUCAGGGGUCUAGAGAUGAUCUAAGCACCAAUGGAGGAUUUCAAAGCCAGACAGCUAUCAAACAUGCAAACUCUGUGGAUACAUCAUUUUCUAAAGAUGUUUUAAAUUCCAUAGCAGCAUUUUCAUCAAUAGCUAUUUCUACAGUAAACCAUGCUGACUCCAGAGCAUCUUUAGCAAGUCUUGACUCCAAUCCAAGUACCAAUGAGAAGAGCAGUGAGAAGACGGACAACUGUGAAAAGAUCCCAAGACCCUUGUCUUUGAUUGGCUCAACUCUUCGAUUUGACAAGUUAGAUCAAGCAGAAACCAGGAGUCUCCUGAUGUGUUUUCUUCACAUUAUGAAAACGAUUUCGUACGAGACUCUGAUUGCCUACUGGCAGAGAGCUCCCAGCCCAGAGGUGUCCGACUUCUUCAGCAUCUUGGACGUUUGUCUUCAAAAUUUCAGAUACCUAGGAAAACGCAACAUAAUAAGAAAAAUUGCUGCUGCAUUUAAAUUUGUGCAGUCCACCCAGAACAAUGGAACUCUCAAAGGAUCCAAUCCUUCCUGCCAGACAUCAGGUCUCUUGUCACAAUGGAUGCACUCCACUUCCAGUCAUGAAGGCCAUAAGCAGCACAGAUCACAAACUUUACCUAUAAUUCGAGGCAAAAAUGCACUUUCUAACCCCAAACUCUUACAGAUGUUAGACAAUACCAUGACCAGCAACUCCAAUGAAAUAGACAUCGUGCAUCAUGUAGACACUGAGGCCAAUAUAGCUACGGAGGUUUGCCUCACUAUUCUGGACCUGUUAUCCCUCUUCACACAGACUCAUCAGAGACAACUCCAACAAUGUGACUGUCAAAAUUCAUUGAUGAAAAGGGUCUUUGAUACCUACAUGCUCUUUUUCCAAGUCAAUCAGUCAGCCACAGCGCUGAAGCAUGUGUUUGCCUCCUUGAGACUGUUUGUAUGCAAGUUUCCUUCAGCGUUCUUUCAAGGGCCUGCUGACCUCUGUGGAUCAUUCUGUUACGAAGUCCUAAAAUGCUGUAACCACAGGUCACGGUCAACUCAGACAGAAGCCUCAGCCCUUCUGUACUUUUUCAUGAGGAAGAAUUUUGAAUUUAACAAGCAGAAGUCAAUUGUCCGGUCCCACUUACAACUCAUCAAAGCUGUGAGCCAGUUAAUAGCCGAUGCUGGGAUUGGAGGCUCUCGGUUUCAACAUUCGCUUGCAAUUACCAAUAAUUUCGCCAAUGGAGAUAAGCAAAUGAAAAACAGCAAUUUCCCAGCAGAGGUGAAGGACCUGACUAAGCGUAUAAGGACUGUUUUGAUGGCCACAGCUCAGAUGAAGGAGCACGAGAAGGACCCCGAGAUGCUGGUGGAUCUCCAGUACAGCCUGGCAAACUCCUACGCAAGCACUCCUGAACUACGCAGGACCUGGCUGGAAAGUAUGGCCAAGAUUCAUGCCAGAAACGGAGAUUUAUCUGAGGCUGCCAUGUGUUACAUCCAUAUUGCUGCUCUCAUUGCAGAGUAUCUGAAAAGAAAGGGUUACUGGAAAGUGGAAAAGAUUUGCACAGCAUCCCUGCUCUCGGAGGAUACCCACCCCUGUGAUAGCAACUCAUUACUAACAACUCCCAGUGGAGGAAGCAUGUUCUCUAUGGGAUGGCCAGCUUUUUUGAGCAUUACACCAAACAUUAAGGAAGAAGGAGCGAUGAAAGAGGAUUCUGGAAUGCAAGAUACACCAUACAAUGAGAAUAUCCUGGUGGAGCAGCUAUACAUGUGUGUGGAGUUUCUCUGGAAGUCUGAGCGAUAUGAACUCAUUGCUGAUGUCAACAAGCCCAUCAUUGCUGUCUUUGAGAAACAACGAGACUUCAAAAAAUUGUCAGAUCUCUACUACGACAUUCAUCGGUCAUAUCUGAAAGUGGCAGAGGUGGUGAAUUCGGAGAAGCGGCUGUUUGGUCGCUACUAUCGUGUGGCAUUUUAUGGGCAGGCUGUGGUAAGUUCUCACUCACUCUCGCUCUCCAUUUGCAUGCUCUAACACCCCUCACACUUCCCUCUGUAUGGUUUUACUGAACCUUAACCUUUUUGUGCAAAUCACCAUUUGGUACAAAGGGAGAGAUAAUCCUGCUUUCAUUCAUUUUUGGAGUCAUCCUGCAUUUCUUUAACUAAGUUGUGUUUAUGCCAGUUAUCUGAAUUACAAAAAUGUAUCCUUUGUUUUUCAUACAUGCUUUCUGCCUAAAGGUAGAUGUAGUCUGAAAGCCUUACAUACACAAACACACACAGAGAUAAGUAUGGGUACCACGUAUCUUAAAUAUAUGUAGCAUAGACUUGGUAUUGUAGAUCGUCUACUUAUUUCAGGCCACUAUGAGUUGCAGCUUAUUAAGGAGACCAGAAUGGUCAGAAUUUUGGAAGUUGGAGUGAUGGUUAUUGGUAAGCACCUCCCAAGAUAUUGAAAAAACUGUGUUUUUUCUGAAGGAGUGUCUUAGAGUGAUGGGGGUCUAUGGUGGUGAGCUCUAAGCAUUCUCAGAGGUGAUGGGACUAAUUCCAAACAUAAAAGAUGAACCAGGGAAUAAAUCUUUACCCAAUAUGUCUGGGUAAGUCUCCAGAGAUGGAGAAAGGAGCAAGGUAAGAAAUUUGGAGAACAAGCCAUGUCCAAAAUAACCUGCCAGUACCCAGAGCUCUAUGACAAAGGAUUUUCUUCAUAUUAUUUUGAGUCAUAUGAAAUUGCCUAUAUUCAACCACUUUUUUAUGUACAAAAAUGGCAACUUUAUAUGGUUCAACCUAAUUAUUGUCAGUUAAGCUGGAAAGAGAAAGCAUUUAAUAUCUACACAUUGUCCAUAUUCAGCCCUACUUGUCUGACCAGUACAUACUUUUUUGUAAUUCUUUAAAUUCCUUCCCACAUUCAUACCAUACCAGCAUUUUCUAUGUUCAUUUAUAAAUUUGGGAUUAUGGGCCCUUAACUCACCUACUAAAAGAAUACUUGAAAACCCCUGUACUAAAUAGACUGAGGGGGGGCAGUGGGGAAGUAUUGGGGGGAGCCCUUGCAAAUGACCUAACUUUAUUCUUCUUUCAGACUCCUCAGUAAAGUGUGCUGAUUUUACACCUGAUUUUUUUUUUAAUGCUGCAGUACUCUCACUUGUCUUUAUAAAAAAAUUCCAAGGCUGGGCGCGGUGGCUCACACCUGUAAUCCCAGCACUUUGGGAGGCCGAGGUGGGCAGAUCACAAGGUCAGGAGAUGAAGACCAUCCUGGCUAACACAGUGAAACCCUGUCUCUACUAAAAAUACAAAAAAUUAGUAGGACGUGGUGGCGAGCGCCUGUAAUCCCAGCUACUCGGGAGGCUGAAGCAGGAGAAUGGCGUGAACCCUGGAGGUGGAGCUUGCAGUGAGCCAAGAUCGUGCCACUGCACUCCAGCCUGGGAGACAGAGUGAGACUCUGCCUCAAGAAAAAAAAAAAAAAAAUUCCAGUCUGAGCUUAAAAGGCAAAGUGUUUUGUUAAAUUCUCUGACUGAGAACCUGCCUAAGCACGACACUCCAUAAGUUCAAACUCAGCCACCUUUGAACAAGGAGAACCAAUGGAGGUCAUCCUGAUAAGCAGCAAAUUAGAGCCUCAUUCAUCAUUGCUCAGAUGAGAUUCAAAUGCCUGUCUCAAGACACCACAUGGAGAGUGAGAACUAUGGGAUUCAACAGGAGCAGACAGCACAUAUCACUUCACAUUCCAUGAUAAAUAAAUACCAAGUAGACUUGAGCAUUCCCCCGAACGUGUACAGAAUGAAGGUUCCGAAGAUUUAAGAUAAAAUCUUGACUACUUGAUUAGCAUAAUCUCCAUGGUCAGAAAUGAUUUCUUAUUCAUAAUGGUGCUUUAUGUCCCUGUAAAACUUACCUUUUAAUAUCCAAGUUGACGUGUCUUGCAAUGAUGUUAAAAAGAUUAUGGAAAUAUGAUAUGCAAUAGGCUCUUUGCCUGCACAAAGGCCUUUGGGUACAAUUUUUUAGUGUCCCACGCAGACCACUGCUCUCAUUUUAUAGUUUUGGCUGGGGUAUUUAAUACUAAUUGUGUCUGUAAUGAGCCAGACACUAGAAAACAAGUUUAAAACUGAUCGUUCAUAGCAGGAACUUUAAAAAAAUGCAAGUCUUGCACAACAUGAAUUGUCUAAUGCAACACCCGGCAUCAGCAUCAAUAUGGAAAUUUGACAUAUAGCAGCCUAUACAAAGUGUCCUCCAAAGUGUCCCUGAGGUAUUGAUUUCCAUAGUAAUGAAACAGCAGCAGUGAGCAAACAUCGACUAUAAUCAAUGAAGUCCUUAGGCCCUGGUAUUUAACAUGAAAGCAAGUGAAUACCCAUUACAUAACUUAAAAUAUCAGAUGCCCCUGGAAUUAAUUAAGUAAAAGACCUGGAAGAAUUUUAUUCUAUCCACCAAAGGCCAUAGAUUCCAUAAUUUGCAGUCAUGCCUAUAUGGGUGUACUUGCAUCUCAGGAUCUUAAUAAAAAAGGAGUUUGGGGGAGGAGGGAAGGUGCAGGCGUAGUAUGGAAAACCAUCAUCUCCACUUUGGGACAUGAUAUAGCUCUCCACCUAUAGGAAAGUCGCUGAUCUAGGCCACAUAUCUAUACUGUAUAAUUAAAUGUCAUAAUUGAGUUCAGAUUUAUAUGCUAAGAGAAGCUACAUGAAUGCAGAGAAAUUCAUUCAUGUAGCUUCUCUUCUCUUAGCAUUUAGCCUAGUAUUGACAUUUUCUGGCCUGUCUUUUGUAUACUAGAUUCCUCCUCAAAUACAUUCUUCUCUUUGUGAACUUUGAAUGAGUCUAAUAAAAUACCAGGGGCCCUAAUAUUUGACAACACAGUGAUGAUCCAGGGACAUUGCAAGAUUCUGAAGUACCUGCAAAAGCAUCUGAGGAGGAGUCAAUGCUUUUAGUUGUCAGUUUAUUGAAGUACAUUUUUACCAUAAUGUAUUGCCUUAAAGUUUCAUAAUCCAUGCAGUCCUUGUUUAACUAGUGUGUGUUCUUUCUUGACCAGAGCAGAAGAAGGUGUUUACUGCAUUGCAAAAUGACAUUUUAAAAAUCAAACUAGCAAGGGAAGUGCAGAGAUCACAUUUCCCAUUGCCUUGAAAUGCAGUCAGCUUAUAACCUUGGGGCUAAAGCAAAAGAGAAACUGACCCUGGUUUUCAUAACUCUGUGUCCCUGUUUGUAAAUCAUUUAUAUCAUAGACAGAGCUGAAAUUGAAGCCUUCCUUCAGAUAGUGUCUGUAGCUCAGUGGGCUUUGCUUUGAUAGUUUCCCUGGGUAUAAGGUAAGCAUGCAUUCCAAACAUUUUCAGAGCUGCCAUUUGUCUGGCUUCAAAACUCUUUACAGAAACCCCAGUGGACAGCAGAGUAAAUGGUUUAUUCUGCUCCUCCAUCUCCUUCUUAUUCAUUUUACAAAACAGGUUUACAUUUCCAAGCUCUUUAGAAAAAGGUUCCAAUCACCAAUUGAUCACUUGCCAAAAUAUUGUAAUGAGCUUCAACAGACCUUUUAUAAUAAGAAAAACUCAGUUGCCCAGGCAAGAGAAGCUGAAAGUAUGUAUUUUCGAGCACUGAAAACUGAGUUAAGCUGCAUAAAAGCCAGAACUCAAAUUGCUUUAUAGAUACAGAGAUUUUUCAUCAUUGUUGUCAUCACCACCAGCGUCAUGAUCAUUACCAUCCUCAACAUAGCUAGCACUCACCAAAGGCCAUCUGUUUACCAAGCGCGGUCCUUACAGCCUCCCAGUAAGUAGGUUGCUGAGUCUGAAUUUUCCCAUCCCACAGCCCAAGGAGGAGGGAUGAAAGAAAGUCACAGGUUAUGAGCAAGGCCGCAAUACAUUUUUUUUUUUUUUAGACAGAGUCUCACUGUGUCACCCAGGCUGGAGUGCAGUGGCUCGAACUUGGCUCACUGCAACCUCCGCCUCCUGGAUUCAAGCGAUUCUCCUGCCUCAGCCUCCUGAGUAGCUGGGACUACAGGCGUGUGUCACCAUGCCCAGCUAAUUUUUGUAUUUUUAGAGAGACGGGGUUUCACUGUGUUGGCCAGGAUGGUCUCGAUCUCUUGUACUUUGUGAUCCGCCCACCUCGGACUCCCAAAGUGCUGGGAUUGCAGGCGUGAACCACCGCACCCAGCCGAUGAUGACAAUUUUUACCUGCCUCCCACCACUCAUUUUCUGCUCACUCUAGAUUCGGAAAUUUGUCAGGGGAAAAAUUUUACAGUGAAAAUGUGUCUUUGUACUAGUUUUCACACUAUGGUGAAAAAGAAAAAAUCUUUUCCUGAACCUUAGAGACAUUUUUCUACUUGAAAUUGAAGUUGCAAAUGUUGCUUCAGCUUUAGCCCCAUGAGGAUUCGCCUGAAAGCUUCAGAAGCCUUAUUUCUCUGAUGUGUCAGUCUGUCAAUUGUAGCCACUAACUCCUGACCUUGAAUCAGACAAAACUCCACAAAGACAGCAACAGAAAAAAAACAUAGCAGGCUGGAAGUCAUGUGGGAGUGGAGUCAGACCUCACUACCCCUACAAAGUCUACAGGAAUGACAGGAGCUGCUUUACAUGCUUUCAACAUCAUAUGACACUUUGUAGCAGUUUGGGGUCAAGGCAUUUAUAAUUACUUGCAUUUUGUCUUGAACAUUUCUCGAAGAAAUUGUUCAAUAAAAACAUCUUUAUUUAAAGCCGUGGACUAUUUUCCAGUUAUGCCUGGUACACAUACGCCUUUUUAAGAUGUGUGCCCUUUAAGAACUCUUUCAUUCAUCUGCUUGUUCAACAAAUAGAGUGACCUCCUCCUAAAGACCAGGCAUUGUGCUAAACACUGGGCAUGCAAUGUUGAAGACACAUUUCCCACCUUUAGAAAGCCCAAAGUCAAUUAGGGAGAUGUGCAAGGAAGCAGGUGAUUACCUGAUUGCCAAGAAUUCUGCUAUGGAGUAGACCUUGUUCAUUGGCUUCUGCAAAGGUACAGCCACAGCCCACUUAGAAUAAAAAUUACCCUGUUAAAGAUGAUCCUAUUUACAUGUAUGAAAGUGCUUUUGAAGUAUAAAGCAUCAUACAGAUGUGAGUUUAAUCAAUAUUCUUAUAUUGUCUCACCAUGAAAAAAUAAUAGCACUGGAACACUUUGCCUAUGCUUUUUUUAACAAUUAAUAUUUUUAAAUAGUCAAAACUGAUUUUUUAAUAUGGGUAAGUUUCCUUUUGACAUCCAGUGUCUUCACCCAGACCUCAAAAGGCAUUUCCUUAUGGGUCAACUCUACAAUUAGAAGAAACCAGAUAUAGCCUGUAAUCCCAGCACUUUAGGAGGCCGAGGUGGGUGGAUCAUCUGAGGUCAAGAGUUUGAGACCAGCCUGGCCAACAUGGCGAAACUCCACCUUAAUUAAAAACACAAAAAUUAGCCGGGCGUGGUGGUACACAUCUGCAGUCCCAGCUACUUGGGAGGCCAAAGUAGGAGAAUCGCUUGAACCCAGGAGGCAGAGGUUGCAGUGAGCCAAGGUCACACCUCUGCACUCCAGCCUGGGCAACAGAGCAAGACUCUGCCAAAAAAAAAAAAAGAAACCAGAUAUCCUUGGGUUCUUAACUCCGAACUUAAUCUAGUAUUCUGAGGCCACAUGUAUUCCACAGGAAAUAUGCUUCUGUGUCUCUUCAAAGAGAAGGAAUUAUAAAGAUUGCUUCACUUAGUUAUCUGCAGCUAAUAGAAUCUUCCCUUCCCCCUGCUUCAAACCAGACAAAUAAAUUAAUAGAGGCUAAAACCUACUUGCUCUUGUGGAAUAAAAAUGAUGAUAUGAUUGCUAUUUUUAAUCCUAUAAUGUCUUCCUUUUCAAGAAUGUAAAAGAUCUCUUAGUAAGGUGAAUUGCAUGAUUAAGUUACAUAUAGGUAAGUUUCAGGAGGUCCCUGAAGUCAUGUUGAUGUAAAGUUAUUUUUUAAAUAGCAGUACUUGGGAGCAUAACACAUGUAAUUUCUGUUACGACAACUACAUAAAGUGUUGUGGUUUUUCAUCUAAGAUUAUGUGGGAUGCACGUCAGCCCAUUUAAAUAGCUUUACAUGCCAUACACCAUUUCUUAUGUUAGUUUCAAAGACUUACAGGAGAUCUUAUUAAAAAUGAUACUGACUGCUCUUUGAAUGCUGCCAAAAAUUGCUCCAUAUUUCGUGUUCUACCCCAAGCUGCCACAAGAGGGCAUUCUUCCCCCAAAAUAUAUGCAAGUAGGUAGUACCAUUGAGUUCUACAAAUAGAGAAAAUAAUAUUUGUAAGAUAUUUCAUGAGUUUCUUUGGCCUGGCUAGGAAAUAUUUACAUUAAUGUCUGAUUAUAAGAUGAUACUUUAUUUUCUCACUGUGUUUUCUUCUCCGAUUUUGAAUUUUAUAGGGUGUUAACCAAUGGAUUAGAUGACAACCAAAAACUGUAUAUGUUUUUUAAGUAAAUGGCUUUUUGUUUUGCUUUUGAUUUAUGAUUAGCAUUGUCUAAUAAAAUUGGUGGUUCAUUAUGUUCCAUAG